AUGUCUCAGGACACGUUGGACAAGACUCUUAUUCUCCGUGACGAUCUUGAUGAGAAGAUAGAUGUUGUCAAGAAGGAGAUGGACGAUGCUCAAAGACUUGCAAAGAUAGCACAGAAGAACCAAGAUCUGCGUGAAAAAGCAAGGCACUAUAGGAAUCAGCUUGUCUUGACGAUCCUUGAGAUGUGGAUGACGGCAGGAGGUCUAUUGAGGCCGAGGCCGGAAGCCACGUCUGGUUUCAAGGAGUUGGGCGAGAGAGAGAGCUGGAACAACGGAAUGCCGAUAUAG
Molecule: messenger RNA, 285 nt
Organism: Trichoderma gamsii
Lineage: Eukaryota; Fungi; Ascomycota; Sordariomycetes; Hypocreales; Hypocreaceae
Exons: 1
Coding region: 1-285 (94 amino acids)
Source: RefSeq, a predicted model, not a curated record